CACUGCUCCACCAGGAUGCCUACGAAGUGGAUUUCCGUUCUGCUGCUGCUACAGCUGAGCUGUCACAUUCGCCCUGGGUGGUGUGGAAAGGUGCUGGUGUGGCCCACAGAAUAUAGCCAUUGGAUGAAUAUGAAGACAAUCCUGGAUGAACUUGUCCACAGAGGCCAUGAAGUGACUGUUCUGACAUCUUCAGCUUCAAUUCUUGUUGAUCCCAAUAAGGCAUCUGCCAUUAAGUUUGAAAUUUUUCCUGCAUCUUUAACAAAAGAUGAUUUUGAGGAUGUUAUCAUGCAGCUGAUCUCUAAAUGGACAUAUAUGCCAAAAGAUACAUUUUGGACUUAUUUUUCACUAACACAAGAUAUGAUUUUGGAAUAUUCUGAUUAUAUUCGAAAGCUCUGUAAAGAUGCAGUUUUAAACAAGAAACUUAUGACAAAACUACAGGAAUCAAGGUUUGAUGUCGUUCUUGCAGACGCUGUUGGACCCUGUGGUGAGCUGCUGGCUGAACUACUUAAAAGACCUUUGGUGUACAGUCUCCGGGCCUUUCCUGGUUAUAAAAUUGAAAAGUAUACUGGAGGACUUCCAUUCCCUCCAUCCUAUGUACCAGUUGUCUUGUCAGAAUUAAGUGAUCAAAUGACCUUCAUGGAGAGGGUAAAAAAUAUGAUAUACGUGCUUUAUUUUGACUUCUGGUUCCAAGCAUUUAGAGAGAAGUGGGAUCAGUUUUACAGUGAAGUACUAGGGAGACCCACCACAUUAUUUGAGUUAAUGAGUAAAGCUGAAAUAUGGUUCAUUCGAAGCUACUGGGAUUUUGAGUUUCCUCGCCCGCUCUUGCCACAUUUUGAAUUUGUUGGAGGCCUCCACUGCAAACCGGCCAAACCUUUGCCUAAGGAAAUGGAAGAGUUUGCCCAGAGCUCUGGAGAAAAUGGUAUUGUCGUGUUUACUCUGGGGUCAAUGGUCACUAACAUGACGGAAGAAAGUGCGAAUAUGAUUGCAUCAGCCCUUGCCCAGAUUCCUCAAAAGGUUAUAUGGAGAUACGAUGGCAAAAAGCCAGACACCUUAGGGCCAAAUACUCGGCUCUAUAAGUGGAUCCCCCAGAAUGACCUUCUUGGUCAUCCAAAAACCAAAGCCUUUAUAACUCAUGGUGGAACCAAUGGCAUCUAUGAGGCGAUCUACCAUGGGAUCCCUAUGGUGGGCAUCCCUAUGUUUGCUGAUCAACCUGAUAACAUUGCUCGCAUGCAGACCAAGGGAGCGGCUGUCAGAUUGGACGUGAACACUAUUUCAAGUACAGGUCUGCUCAAUGCAUUGAAGACAGUCAUCAAUGACCCUUCGUAAGUAUCACAUAUUUUUUAAUAGAUAGU
Molecule: messenger RNA, 1352 nt
Organism: Miniopterus natalensis
Lineage: Eukaryota; Metazoa; Chordata; Mammalia; Chiroptera; Miniopteridae
Source: RefSeq, a predicted model, not a curated record